AUGGGUUCCGAUAAUCUUGCGGUUCUCAAUGCCCUGGACACAGCCCGCACCCAAUGGUACCACGUAACCGCCAUUGUGAUCGCGGGUAUGGGUUUCUUCACCGAUGCCUACGAUCUGUUCUGCAUUACAACAAUCUCCAAGCUCCUUGGCCGACUUUAUUAUUAUGACCCAUCCACUGGAAAACCCGGAAAACUCCCUGUUCCUGUUAAUAACACUGUUAUUGGAGUGGCCUUGGUGGGUACCCUUUGCGGCCAGCUUGCGUUUGGAUGGGCCGGGGAUAAGCUUGGAAGGAAGAAAGUAUAUGGAGUGACCCUGGUUUUGAUGGUUAUUUGUGCAAUCGGGUCUGGUUUGUCUUUCGGGUCGACGGCGUCCUCUGUUAUUACUACACUCUGUUUCUUUAGGUUCUGGUUAGGGUUCGGUAUCGGUGGGGAUUACCCGUUAUCGGCCACCAUUAUGUCUGAAUAUGCCAACAAGAAGACCCGGGGAGCAUUCAUCGCGGCGGUUUUCGCUAUGCAAGGAAUGGGGAUCAUAUUUGCUGGAAUGGUUUCCAUGAUAGUGUCAAAACUUUUUCUGAUGAAUCAUACGGGUCCUAAAUUUGUCGACGAACAUGUUUUCUCGACCGAACCGGAGGCAGAUUUUAUGUGGAGGAUUGUGUUGAUGUUGGGUUCUUUGCCGGCGAUUUUGACGUUUUAUUGGCGGAUGAAGAUGCCGGAAACUGGUCGGUACACUGCGUUGAUAGAGGGAAACGCUAAGCAAGCGGCUGUUGAUAUGGGACGAGUUUUGGAUAUUGAAAUCCAAGCGGAAACUGAUAAGAUAUCUGAUUUUAAGGCGGCUAAUAGUUAUGGACUUGUAAGUAAUGAAUUCUUCAAAAGACAUGGAUACCAUUUGAUCGGUACAAUGACAACUUGGUUCUUGUUAGAUAUUGCAUUCUAUAGUCAAAAUUUAGCACAAAAAGACAUUUUCCCGGCGAUGGGUCUAACCGAUAAACCGGAACAUGUUAGUGCACUCACCGAGGUAUUCCAAACGUCUAAAGCCAUGUUCGUGGUUGCCCUUCUUGGAACGUUCCCCGGGUACUGGUUCACUGUCGCUUUCAUAGAAAAAAUGGGACGUUUCAACAUACAAUUGAUGGGUUUUUUCAUGAUGUCGGUUUUCAUGUUUAUUAUGGGGGUAAAGUAUGAAUAUUUAAAGGAAAACAAAUUGGCAUUUGCGACCCUAUACGGGUUGACAUUUUUCUUUGCCAAUUUCGGGCCGAACAGCACAACUUUUGUGCUUCCGGCUGAACUAUUCCCGACACGGCUGAGGUCGACUUGUCACGCCAUAAGCGCGGCUUCGGGGAAGGCGGGGGCGAUGGUUGGGGCGUUUGGAGUUCAGAGUUAUACUUUGAGUGGAGAUGUGAAGAAGAUAAAGAGGGCGAUGAUGUUCUUGGCGUUUACAAACUUGUUGGGAUUUGCGUGCACUUUUAUGGUCACUGAGACUAAAGGAAGGUCGCUGGAGGAGAUAUCUGGAGAGGACGGCGGCGUCGGCGGCGGUGGAGGACAUAAUGAAACGCAAAUGUCGCGACAAUCUGAGGACUGA
Messenger RNA from Impatiens glandulifera, 1575 nucleotides. RefSeq names its product low affinity inorganic phosphate transporter 4-like. Gene Ontology annotation, molecular function: transmembrane transporter activity. Gene Ontology annotation, biological process: transmembrane transport. The record is from RefSeq and is a predicted model, not a curated record. Gene Ontology annotation, cellular component: membrane. Lineage: Eukaryota; Viridiplantae; Streptophyta; Magnoliopsida; Ericales; Balsaminaceae. The transcript has a single exon. The coding region runs from base 1 to 1575 and encodes 524 amino acids.